Lactuca virosa is the source of this 483-nucleotide messenger RNA. The record is from the annotation of a GenBank genome assembly. Lineage: Eukaryota; Viridiplantae; Streptophyta; Magnoliopsida; Asterales; Asteraceae.
AUGGGAUCGAACGGUGGAACACAAAAACCUGUGUUCGAUGGAUUGUCAAGGCAAGGAUCUCUGUAUAACCUAACUUUAGAUAAGGUUCAGCAGCAAUUAAGCGAUUUAGGGAAACCUUUCAAUAGUAUGAACCUUGAUGAGUUUCUGAAGAAUGUUUGGAGUGCCAAAGCUAAUCAAGGAAUCAACAAUGGCUCCUCCCCUGAUUACUCCGAACUCACCCAACUUGCUUCUGCUUCAUCUUUGCCUAGACAAUUGAGCCUUAAAUUCACCAAGGAUUUAACCAAGAAGACAGUCGAUGAGGUCUGGCAAGAUAUCCAACAAGAUCAGAAGAAAACGAAGACGAAUGGUAGUGAGAGUAACAUUAAUAAUACUAGUAGUUGUAAGAGACAAGCUACUCUUGGUGAGAUGACACUCGAGGACUUCUUAGUCAAGGCAGGGAUCCUGUCUGAAUCUUCUUCUCCUGGUAAGAAGAACCAUGAGUAG